AUGAAGCUCUCCAUCCUCAUUUGCUUCUUCUUCUUCCUGGUUGUGAUGGCUGUUGCCAAGAAAUGCGAUAUCAAGAACGGCGAGAAGAACAACAAGGACUGCCAGGCCGGGGAGCAUUGUAUCAAGGGAGUGGGCGAUGCCUACAACUGCGUGGAAGUGCUCGGUGGCGCCGCCUUCAACAACGUGCAGCAACCGGAGAAACUCGGCGGAUCCGCCUUCAACAACGUCAAGGAGCCGGAGAAGCUCGGCGGAUCGGUGUUUAACAACGUCAAGGAACCGGAGAAGCUCGGCGGAACCGCAUUCAAUGUGAAGAAGCCCCAGAAC
Mesorhabditis spiculigera is the source of this 324-nucleotide messenger RNA. Lineage: Eukaryota; Metazoa; Nematoda; Chromadorea; Rhabditida; Rhabditidae. The record is from the annotation of a GenBank genome assembly.